Haliotis rufescens (red abalone) is the source of this 9028-nucleotide messenger RNA. RefSeq lists its product as uncharacterized. NCBI's taxonomy places the organism in Eukaryota, Metazoa, Mollusca, Gastropoda, Lepetellida, Haliotidae. The coding region runs from base 85 to 7611 and encodes 2508 amino acids. The transcript has 51 exons. Gene Ontology annotation, molecular function: signaling receptor activity. The record is from RefSeq and is a predicted model, not a curated record.
UUUGUUGUAUCUGUUGGUGCAUCCUACUGAUAGAUGGCGAACACAGUGUGACUCUGGGUAAACACUCCCUGCCAUACCGUUAUAAUGGAGGAAAGAUCUUGUAUAUUAUUGAUAUUUAUAUUGGCCAUUUCAGUGGCAACAACGCUCGGCCGAUGUCCAGCGGGCUGGACGCAAGACAAUGACCGAUGCUACUACAUGACCACACCCAGGCAGAACUAUGCACAGUCCCUGCAGUACUGUGCACAAAACAAUGCAUCUCUGGUUUCCAUUAGCAGUGAGGCUGAAUGGAUUUUCGUGAAAUCCAUGUUAGGGUCCGUAAACAUCCAGUACUACACAUCACUGACUUAUAACGAGACCUCUAAAGCGUGGAUCUGGGAAGACGGGACUCCGUAUAAUGCAACAGCAACCCACUGGUACCGUAGCCGAGAGCCGACCCUCACAGCGACGUGCAUCCAGCGACGCUACUUCUGCACCUACAUGUACGGCUACGGGGCCUAUCGUGGUCAGCUCACUAUAACACCAUGUACAUCGUCAGUACCUACGAUUUGCGAAAGAUCAGCCGAUACGUAUGAUCUCUGUAAUGAAGCUGACGGCUGGAAGGAUAUUUAUGGGAAAUGUUACAAACUCUUCAACACUAAAAGCACCUGGCAUGACGCUAGGACAUCAUGCCAACAAAAUGGCGGGCUUUUACCAUCGCCCAGGAGUCUGGUAGAAGUGAUGCUGUUGGGAGAUAUGAUCGACUGUAGAACCAUCGACAACAAUGUCUGGACAGCAUUUACUGAUCAGUUCACUCCCGGCACCAUCAGAUCGGCGGACACCAACAACACAAUGACCUUCCAAGCCUGGGCUGCCCAGGGGAAUAUAGUACAGAUUGGACAUGAGUGUAUAGAGUCUGUGGCCCUAAACAACUUCUACUUCAACAGGCGGAGCUGCAUCAGUGAGAACAAAUAUAUCUGCAUCAAGCCAUAUGGGACGUGUCCGACGGGGUGGGUGACGUAUGGGGGCAAGUGUUACCAGGUGCACAACACCAGACAGAGCUCGACCACCUGGUACAUGGCCAAUGACAACUGCAAGAAGCAGGGAGUCCAGCUGCUCACCAUCAAGGACCAACAAACAAAUCUGUUGAUGACGAAAGCUCUCAGUGCUCUUCACAUACAUGAUGCCUGGCUGGGAUUCUCAGAUCGACUCCAGGACGGAAACUACACGUGGGAGGACGGCCUCUCCCUCAAUAUCUCCACCACCUACACCCACUGGUACAAAUCCUUCCCCAAACCAAUCCCGGGACGAACUGACUGCGGAUUUGUCGCAAAUCAUGGACAGGCAACAUGGUCCAAUGGCUACUGUUAUGCCAGCAAGUCCUACCUGUGUGAAAUGCCCAUCUCACAGAAGUAUGUCAACCAUACAGAAAUAGCCAACAACGUGACCUGCCCGUAUAAGUGGGUGUUGUUCCGUCAGGACUGCUACUUCCUCGGGCCCCACCUCAACUGGACCAUGGCGCAGAAUUUCUGUCAAGUCAAUGGUGGUUCCCUCACCACAAUUCGGGACCCCAUAGAGCAGUCUUUUCUCAUAGAAAAAAUGCUACAACAGGGUAAUGCAUGGAUAGGACUAAAACGGGAUCGACAGACUACCAACCAUGACUUCAUCUGGGUGGACAAUACACCGCUGACAUUCAACAACUUCGCCCCGGGAGAGCCCAACUCUCACGACCAGGUGGGCCAGGAGUGUGUCGACGCCCAGUACAUCCGGGCCUCCUUCCCCGGCAGCUGGCGAGACAACUGGUGCAAACAACAACACAACUUCAUCUGCCGGAGUCCUGCAAUGGGUGCCACAGCAAGUCCAGCCGCAGCAAACACAGUGCCCUGGUCCUACCGAUGUGGACCCAACUGGAUCAUCAGUGGCAUGGACAGCUCCUGCUACCAGGUGAUAGUCGGGGCCACCAAGAACUGGGUGGACGCCAGGGCCGACUGCCUCAGACGGGGGUCCGACCUGGUCAGCAUAGAUGGGCCAAAUGAACAAACUUUUCUGCAAGCCGUCUUGUCCUCUGGUGAGUAUGCCGCUGUCCAAGAGUGGUUCUGGAUCGGAGCCAAUGACAAGAACAGAGAGGGGGGGUGGGAGUGGAGCAACCAGGCGCCGUUCAGAUAUGUCAACUGGUACCCAGGUGAGCCCAACUCAAUGGGAGAGGAGGACUGCUCUCAGAUGGUCCCUAACUGGAGCUACCAGUGGAAUGACAAGAAGUGCUCAGCACUCAACAACUAUAUCUGUGAGAAAUCAGCGUCACCAGAAUCUACCAUAUCUCCACCUGUAACUCAGACCACUCCAGUGGGGAAAGAUCUUUGCCGGGCUGAGCCUAUGAUCUCGGGAAACUACAGUCUUCCUGUUGGGCAGGGGGCGCUUCAGGUCCAGUCAGCCAGAGACCCCAACCAUGGACCAGAGGCAUCAAGACUCAUCCCAGGAAACACAGGUGGAUGGUCAGCAUCCAUGUCUGCUCAAGGUCAGUGGAUCUCCGCCACCUUCUACAACAUCAUCAUCACCCGAGGGCUUCAGAUAGCUGGACGCAGCGACAUCGGCGAGUGGGUCACCAAGUUCAAGCUGCUGUAUCAGUAUGACUACUUCAGCCCCUGGUACACAUACCAAGACCCUCCAGGAGUUGAUAAGGUGUUCACAGGCUGCAUUGACAGCACCACAACGGUGGAGAUGUUCCUCAACUUCCCCAUAGAAGCGAAGUCCAUCAAGCUGAUGCCCACAGCGUGGAACAAGGGAAUAUCUCUCAAGUGGGAAAUUCUCGGAUGUAUUGAAGACGAUUGUUUUGCGGAGUAUGGAGUGAGUGGGCCACUGUUUGUCCAAGAUGGCGGCUUCACUGCCUCCAGUGUCCUUGACCCUAUACACAGUCCACACGAUUGUCGUCUGCAUGCUAACGGAGUACAUUAUUACCCAUCCUGCUGGAAGCCGACAUCAGCUGACGCAGGAAACUGGCUGGGGAUUGACCUUGGAUCUGUAAAGGUCAUACGAGGGGUCACCACGGAAGGCAAUCCCCGUGCCCUGGAGUGGGUCACCAAGUACAAGGUGAACUACCGAAUCGAAGAUGGGACGAACCGAUACUUCACCUAUCAGGAACCAUAUGGAACAGAUUAUAUUUUUACAGGGAAUACCAUCAACAAUGUGUCUGUGACGAACUUCAUGAAGUCUCACUUCCAAGCCCAACAUGUGCGCAUCAGCGUCAUCGACUUCCAUACUGCAAUAGCCCUCAGGGUCGACCUCUUUGUCUGCCCAAUCACAUGUAGGGAGAUUCCUCUCAUCAGUGGACCACAGAAGAUCGAUGACAGUCAGAUCACGGCCUCGUCUUCCCUCAACUCAGAACAUGGUCCUCAACGGUCCCGCCUCAACCAGCCAGCCCAGGGCGACUACAUCGGGGCGUGGGAGGCGGAGUACAAUGACAAGAACCAGUAUAUACAGGUUGACCUGGGACGUGUCGUGGAGGUGACGGCCGUGGCCACUCAAGGGCGAGAUGACAAGAACCAGUUUGUGAGAGCCUACACCCUAUCCUCCUCCACCGAUGGCAAACAGUGGUUCCCUUACUACGUGGGCAACACAGUACAGACAUUUGACGGAAACUGGGACUCGGAGACGGUGAGGAAGCACUACCUCAUGAUCCCCAUGAACGUCCGCUUCCUGCGGCUGUGGCCGACAGACUUCCAAAAAAGGAUUGCUCUCAGAUGGGAGGUGUAUGGCUGUCCAGGUCCCAUGUCGGGGGUGGCGAUAGGGUGUUUCACCGAUGUGAAGGAAGACCGGGAUCUGCCCUAUGAACCCCUUAGUGACCCAGCCGCUGGGGUGUGGCCUCCGUCCUGUAUACACCACUGUUACCUCAAGGGUUAUUUCUACGCUGGAAUACAGAACGGAUAUGAGUGUUUCUGCGGCAACUCGUACGGGAAGUACGGCCCCGCCGCCAACUGCUCCAUGCCCUGCUUCCCCCACCCCAACAUGAAGUGUGGCGGCCCCCUGGCCAACUACGUCCACAGUACAGGGCUGUCGUUUGAAAAGGUUUGCCAAGACGGGUGGAAGAGCUAUAAAGAUGACUGCUAUCAAGUGAAUGACCAGAUUGUGACCUGGCAGAAUGCCCGUGCCCAGUGCCUGCGCCAGACCAGUGACUUGGCCUCCAUCAACAGCCAGGAUCAACAGGACUUUGUGUUCUCACUCAUGUCAGAAGCCAAGGAUGACAUGUGGCUCGGUCUCAAUGACCUUCAGGAAAACAUGUUUUACGAGUGGUCAAAUCAGCGUCCGGUCAUGUACACCAACUGGAACGCCAAUGAGCCUAGCAACCAGCCUGGUCGCUAUGAAGACUGUGUUGUGCUCAAGUUCCAGACCGCUGGAUGGCAGGACGAGAACUGUGGCAACAGUUACAAGUACAUAUGUAUGGCGCCCAAGAUGCCCACGACUAUACCCACCAUUGCACCCGUAGUCAACGGAUGUGAGCAGGGCUGGGAUGGAUAUCGGUGGUCCUGCUACAUGUAUGUACGAGAGGCGAGGUCUUGGGAAGAUGCAGCACAUGCUUGUGAAUCAUUUGGAGCAUCCUUGGUCCGGAUUGAUGACAGGUAUGAGCAAGCGUACCUGGCAAGCUCUCUGGGGUCCAAGAAGAACCAGGUGUGGACGGACGUCCGUGACACUGGGAAGUCAGGGGAGUACAAGUACAGUGAUGGUGUCACGCAUGUAUCUGUAACCAACUGGGCACAGAACAAACCAGAUGAGAACGGUCACUGUGUUGUUUUGGGCAGUGGAGUGAAUGCUGGCCUAUGGUACAACACGUUCUGCAACUCCACCCUCGCUGCCAUAUGUGAGCGUAUGCGAGUGGGGUACACGGCCCCAGCUACCCUUCCUCCCACCCCACCCACAAUACCCUGUCCGGCAGGCUGGGUGGAUGGGGGAACCUACUGCUAUCAGGUGAACAACCACCCUAUCAACCUGCAGCUGUCCUGGCAAGACUCCCAGAUGGACUGUCAACGCCAGAAGGCUCACCUUGCCAGCUUCCAUAACGCCUCAACCCUGGACUACGUCUGGAGGAACUAUCUUAUAGGCGAGACUGACCACUUCUGGGUUGGUCUGAGUGUGAUGGACGCAGGGGGAGCCCAUGAAGGCUAUGCGUGGGCUGACAGGAGCCCAGUUGACUUCACUCCGUGGGACAGCAAGGAGCCCGACACACAGGGUGGGAAUGCCCAGUGUGUUGAGGUGAUCAUACAGACUGGCAAGUUCAACGUGCAGGCCUGCUGGCAUCUCAGGAACUGGAUCUGUGGCAUCAAGAAAGGUUUGAUGCCAGUACCUAGAACCACAUUGCCGGUACCCACAUCAGGAGGUGCUUGUCCGCAUCUACCAAACUGGUUGUUAUACAAUGGCUACUGCUACAUGGCUCAGGAUGGUCAAGGGGACGAUGGGAAGACAUGGCGACAAGCACGGACUAUGUGUGCUCAGUUUAAUGCUCAUCUUGUGUCUAUUGGGAACAUCAAUGAACAACUGUUCGUGCAGAAUUUGGUUUCCAAUGUGAGUGACGUCCACGUAUGGAUUGGCCUCAGUGAACUAGACUGGGACAUGGGAUACAGAUGGAGUGAUGGGACACCUGAUGUUAAAUUCAUGAACUGGAACAAAAACGAGCCUAAUGACUUCGGUGGAGCAGAGGCCUGUGGCGACAUGACAGUGUCGAAUGGAAAGUGGAAUGAUGAUCACUGUUCCAUAGUACAGGGCUACGUGUGCAAGUUCAAUACGAACCCAUCCCCACCCACCACCACACCAUCCCCCACCAUGCCCGGUAACUGCCCACCUGGGUUCAAAAACUUCGGCAACAGGUGCUUCCAUGUCAACACAGCUCAGGGGAACCAGCUCAACUGGGCACAGGCUCGUAAGAUGUGCAAAGGUCAAGGUCGUGGGUAUGACCUGGCUAGCAUACGAAAUGCAAGAGAACAAGCCUUUGUGACCACGCUGCUGCUCAACACGGCCACGCCCUUGUGGCUGGGGAUGUACAAGACCCCUGGGUUCGGGGGGUCCCAGAGCCUGCUGUGGGCCUUCAACAAUGACCCCCUGCUGUACACCAACUGGGCAGCCAAGGAACCAAAUGGAGACAUGAAGGAGAGCUGUGUCCAGAUGUACUCCACGACCGCCCAAGCAGGACUGUGGAAUGACAUCAGCUGUGAGGCCAAAAUGGGCUUCCUGUGUGAGACAUGGAGAAAACCUUACAUCACCAUCCCCGAGGCAAUUCCCAACCCCUGCAAACAAGGCUGGCAACCCCUGGGUCAGGACUGCUUCAAACUAGUGACCACACCCAGGACGUGGUCGGAUAGUGAGGCGUUCUGCACUCAACUAGGAGGACGUCUCACCACCAUCAACAGCCUAUAUGAACAGGCUUAUAUGUAUCUCCUAGCAACCAGCAACAGCUCUACCUCGUCGAUGUGGAUUGGUAUGAUGCAAUCACAAAAUCAGACAGGGAAGUAUGUGUGGCCUGACUCUGUGCCUGUCUUGUACACCAACUGGGGGGUGAAUGAACCCUCCCGACGUCCGCAAGGAGGCUGCGUCUCAUUCAACGCCACGACCGGAGCUUGGAGUGAUGACGACUGCUCUAACACAUUGAAGUUCACCUGCCGGAUCACAACAUCCAAGCCGUUGUUCACACCCCCGCCACCCAACGGCCAGUGUCCAGACGACGGAUGGGAGUCCUUCGGUUCCAGCUGCUACUGGUUCCAGGGCUCCAAGCAGCUCACUUUUCCUGCAGCAGUGUUCCAGUGUGAGGAGCACGGAGGCCACCUGGUGGCAGUCCAUGACAACACCACCAACAAAUACCUGUAUUAUCACAUCAAAUAUCAGACAUCAACAAGUGCAUGGAUCGGACUCCACAAGUCAACUGAUUAUGGUUUUGCUUGGCGUGACAACAGCCCUGUGCAGUUCACGAACUGGGCCCCCAACGAGCCGUCCAAGGUGGAUCCCAGUGGGAAACAGGAGCACUGUGUGGAGGUGUUUUCCCAGACUGGUCUGUGGAAUGACGUCAGCUGUGACUCCUCGAGGGGCUUCAUAUGUGAGAAGCCACAAGUUCAAGACACAAGCGUUCAGAACUUUCCCUCCAUCCCAGCCCAAGGAUCCAUAACAGGACCACCUCCAGUAACACUACCUCCACAACUGGUGCCAACAGUACAGACAGCUACAGCCAAGGUCACAACUGUCCCACCAACUGCAGCCAAGGUCACAACUGUCCAGCCAACUGCAGCCAAGGUCAGAACUGUCCAGCCAACCACAAGCAAGGUCAAUGUGCCUCCAGUUCAAGUGACAUCUGCCCCAACAAAAUUCCCAACUCAAGCCCCAACUCUGGGCCCAGGCAAGACCCCUCCAACUAUUCACACAACAGCCAAAAGCAGUCAAUCAUCUGUCACCAGCAAACAGGGCUCGACGGGACCUGCUGUGGGAUCUGGAGGAAUUGCUGCCAUAGUGCUGGGUAUCAUCGUGUUGGCACUGGCUGCAGCCAUAACCAUCUUCAUUGUGAUACGGAGGCGGGGAGGUCACAAAUUCGACUACGACUCUGGAAGUGGAUUCGACAAUUCCAUGUACGACAAAAGUAUUUCCCUGGAAACCUCAGCUUAGGGCAACAUCAAGACAUACAAACAAUCUGCAACAUACUUAAAACAAGAUGCCAUGUUAAUGGGAAAUGUAAAACAUGUUCAUAUAUUAUAUUGUCAACAUGUAAACAACAUCAUAAGGCCAUAAGGUAAAUAGGUAAAUAAGCAUUAUGAUAAAAACCUUUUUGCCUUUGUUUCAUAUCAGCUUUAUUUAAGAGUUACAGGAUAAUAUUUUGUUCUUAAAAAUAUUUGAUAUGCUAAAUUGCAAAAUUAUGAUGUGAUUAGCAAAUCAGAACUUUGGAAAGAAAUACAAAGCAUGAAAACAUAUGCAUUCAGCUUAUUCCACCAGAGCAUGCUGGUGCCUUUCCACAUGCAUCCGAUAAGAACAGGUUUAGUGCAGAACACGUAAUGAUACUUAGAUUCUUUUAUCAAAUAACAUAUAAUAAAUAAUAUAUUUAUUUUUUUGGUUGGUUUCGGGGAAAAGAUAAAAUUCGAAUUUCAAUUUUGUACUGCUACUAAUAAAUGAGAAACAAACAAGUGUUUCCAUGGCAAGACACUGAAAGAUAAUUGAUUGGGUUUUUUUAGGUUUAGAAGAAAAAGAAAUUAUGUCUUUUUCACCUUUUCUUACGAACAGCACUGAUAAAAUCUUGUGGUGCAUUCAUUUCACUUAAUUGUAAAACAGUCAGCCAAAAGAUUUUUUGUCAAAAGUCAUAUUAUUUUUUUCCUAAUUUCAGGAUUUUUUUGCCUGUCAGUCUCGUAAUCAAACUAAAUAUAAUGUAAAAAAACAAAAGCCAGACAUUCUAUUUAUUCUGUAUACUAUUACAGAUAUUCAAUGAUGCCCUCAUUGUGUCACUGAACAUGUCGAAGAACACUGAAAGUAGUUCACAUAAAGUGUUAUUUCAUCGGGUGAGACAUCAGUUGUAAUUUUUCAAAUAAAUACAGCAUUUCAUCACUAAAUAUGUAAUAAGGUAUCUGUAUUUGAUUCAGAAGUGACUUAAUUAACCAACUGCCUUAACCAAGCCCCAUUAACCAGGGUGAAUAGGUGAUCAACAGAUACGUUCUUUUGAUCUGUAUAAUUCUAACACGUGACAUUUAUCCAUGUAUCAAUGGUUCCAGAUGCAUUUUUUUAAACUAUCAAGGUUUUUCUUACUGCAUCUUUCAUAUUUUCUUGCUGCUGGACAUUGGUCAGUCUACAUGAUGGUCAGUUGCACUGUAUGGAGUUUAUUGGAUAUCUGUAUUCAUUCUGAAAUUUGACCUCAAUAAUAUCUCACAUUGGUGGAAGUCAAAAUGGGGUUGUGUGUUGUGUCAGAUGUUCUGAUUGGACAGUCAUGUUUUAAAUGUUUAACCAAGUGCUAUUUAGGGGCCCAUCGUUUUAUCAUCUGUUCCCAAAAAUGACAGAAAAAAAGCUUGCCUUUGUUUUUACACACACAUCCCCCCCCCCC